Amaranthus tricolor (Joseph's coat) is the source of this 2898-nucleotide messenger RNA. RefSeq lists its product as uncharacterized. The transcript has 8 exons. Lineage: Eukaryota; Viridiplantae; Streptophyta; Magnoliopsida; Caryophyllales; Amaranthaceae. The coding region runs from base 145 to 1842 and encodes 565 amino acids. The record is from RefSeq and is a predicted model, not a curated record.
GAGUACUUAAAUGUUUCUGUUCACAAUCUAUCGGUCUACUCUUAUUUUCACACAAUCUUCCCUCGCAAGCUUCAUCACUCUUUCUCUUUCGUCCUCCCUCUUCAUUCCCAGAUUUUCUCCUUCCUCCUCCCCUGGAUUUCAACCAUGAGAAGAAGCACUAGAAGGUCUACAAUGGCGGUAUCUAUUCACAACUCUCUUGAAUUUGACUCCCUCAAUAAAAUUACCACCAGAAGAUCUUCUUCUAUUCUUCCUCAAUUCGAAGAAACGCGAAAUGCGGCUGGAAACUUUACUACCAAGUUUUCGAUGUCAUCAUUUGUUAAGAAAGUGGAAGAGUUAACUCAUGAUCAGAGAACUGCUUUAGAAAAAGUAGGAUUUGGAUAUUUGAUUCGUAUUCAUCACCAUACCCUCCGGAAAAACCUUUUGGUUGAAUGGAUGGAGCGGUGGGAUAGUGAUAGAAGGGUCUUUGUGCUUAAUGAAAGGGAGCUUACCAUCACUUCUGUUGAGGCUGCCCUAAUCUUAGGGUUGCGUGCUGCAGGUAAACCCGUGAUUCUGCACGAAGAUGAACAGUUAUCGAAGUUGGAAGAAGAGUAUGGAGCCACACAAAGUAACAGAAAGAUCAGUAUAUCUGCAAUCGAGGGAAGAUUGCAGUCUCUUGGUGAUCUUCAUAAUGAGGAUUUUGUGAGGACUUUCUUGUUGUUCAUCUUUGGGACAAUUCUUUUCCCAAGUUCAAGUGCAAAGGUAGACUCACGCUAUCUUUCCCUUCUGAAAGAUCUUGAUAGAGUGUGUGAGUAUGCUUGGGGAGUUGCAGUAGUGGAGGACCUUUUUAAUUGGCUAUCUAAAAGAAAAGAAGAGCAGACCAAAAGCAUUGAAGGUUGCUUGAUUCUUCUCCAAAUAUGGUCCUACGAGCAUAUAGACAUUGGGCGCCCAAUUUCCCUUAGUUAUUCUUCAAAUUUUCCGCGAGCUUGCCGUUGGGAAAGUAGUAGGUGUAAUAGUCAAAGGCACUGGUUCACAACUAAGUUUAAUGAGCUUGAAGAGAAUCAAGUAACCUGGAAGCUGCAGCCAAUAGCAGCUGAGUUGAAUAUUGAUAUCAUACGAGAGCUAUUGGUCGAAGAGGCGGAAGGAGAAGUGAAACUUUCAAUGAGAACAAAUACCACAACAUCAUCCAUUACACCAAAGGAUUUCAAAGAUGGUAUAUUGGAUGAGGAAACAAAUGGAGGUGUGGGCAUAUGCCAGCAUAAUCCGCAGGAUGAUUUUCGUGAGGAUUCAAGGCAAUCCUCUGAAGUGUCAACCCUUGUAGAAGAAACCGAGGCACAAGAGAUUGUAUCAACUAGGAGAAGCUCCAAAAUAAGUUCCAAAACAGUGGGGCUCCCACCAAAGAGUAUUAGCCGGCAUACAAUAUUGGACAAGGAGUCGCAUGGAGGUAUGGGAAGAGGCCAGGGUGAUAUUCAAGCUGACAUCCCGGAGGAUUCUAGGCAAUCAACAGAUUUGUCAGUGAUAACUGAAGAUUAUACGGAAUGUUCCUCCUAUGUUUUGCAAGAGGACCAGAUUGAAGAGAACUCUCACUGUGUCAAGGGAGAAGAUGUUUUAGAAUUUGAGAAGUCAAAGCCAAAUCAUUUGGUUGAGCUUCAAAAUGAAAAUGCUGAAUUGAAAAGUCAAGUGGCGGACUUGAAAAAGGAAGUGGCCAACUUGAAAGAUCUAGAAGACAACCUAAGAAAGGAAGUGGCUGAACUGAAAGAAGACAACCUACGCUUAAGGGCUCCUCCACCUGCGGACAAUAUAGAGCGGCUUAUUGAUGCAUACUUCAAUGGAGUUACGGAUGCUUCAGAAGUGGUUUUGCUUUGAUGAAAUCAAUUAUCUUCCUGUAGGAGCUGCUUUGGCCGAUGUUUAUCGUUUAAUUAGUGUAGAAGUAUUCAAUUUUCGAUUGCAGCACCUGGGAUCAGUGUAGAAUGGAUUGCACUUGGCCGGUAUGAUAAAGUUAUCUAGUGCCGUUCUGUAAGUAAUAGUUUUGAAAGUUUAUUAUAAUAUUAGAGUAAAAUAUUAUGAGAUUUUUCAGCAAUCACCUUAUUCUCACAUUCUCUUAUGUAACAUAUAACUUCAGACAUGAAUGUGAGGCGACCAGUUGUUGUUUCUCCAAUAGCUGCACGCCUGUAAUAAUAGUAGUAAUGUAUAUGUUUAGUGAAAAUUUUUAGCGUCCAUUUAUGUAUUGUCUUUGUUUCACAAUUUAGCGUCUUCAUGCACAAUCUGUGGUGUUUGGCAGUUUUUUUUAGGCCAUAUUGUACACUUGUUUUUUAAAUUCUCGUUGCCCUCUAUUUUGUUACUAGUGGAGUGUUGCUUGGGAUUCUUGUUACUUGAUAGUACAAUUGAUUUUACAUUUUUUGGCGAAUGCUUACAGUAAUGUAGUGAUAGUGAAGCAAGCAUUCUUGUAUUUCUCCAGAAUAUUUUUUACUCUAAGGUGCAUAAACUGUUUGGAAUGACCUUACAAAUUGGAAACUGUAGACAGUAGAACCUAAGCUAUUGGAGGUGUUCUGCUGUUCUCAUCUGAUUUAUACCAAAAUGUUCUGAAUGGAGAAUAAUAGACAAUCUGUGAUGUCGAUAUGCUAUCAAUAGUAUUAUCAGAAAAUCUCUGAUUUUAUCGAUUUUAUUUAUAUGAAGCUUAAUUGCUCUCAAGCUAGUCAUUAACAUCUCAUAAAAUGAUGAAGAAAUAAAUUAAUUAGGACUAUCGGGGCUUGAUGUCAGUGAGACCAUCUUUACACUUUUGCUUACUAUGAAGUAUGAAUGUCUGUUUGCCUCCAUUUUGCUAGUUGUGGAGUAUGCUGGGGAUGCUUGUUUCUUGAUAAUCUGAUCGAGUGAUAGUACUUUUUUUGUGUUAAAGCUUACACUGAUUGCUACCAGUUAAAA